AUGGGCAGGUGCAGGAGGUGGCGGUGGCCGGAGUUGGGCCGGCGGUAGCGGCGGGAGAGGAGGAGGCGGAGGAGGAGGGGGCUCGGACUCGGCCGUGGUUCGGGACAGCCGGGACACCGCAGCGCCUCCUCUCCGCUCCCUCGCCCCUCGGGGACGCUCCCCCUCGCGGCGCGGAGGGCGGCGGGCGCGGCGCGGCCAUGGCCGAGGAGCCCAGCGCGCUGCCCUGGUCCAUCAACAAGGAUGACUACGAGCUGCAGGAGGUCAUCGGGAGCGGAGCCACUGCGGUGGUGCAGGCAGCCUUCUGCGCUCCGAAGAAGGAGAAGGUGGCGAUUAAACGGAUCAAUCUUGAGAAGUGUCAGACGAGCAUGGAUGAACUCCUGAAAGAAAUUCAAGCCAUGAGUCAGUGCCAUCACCCCAACAUUGUAUCUUACUACACAUCGUUUGUGGUGAAAGAUGAGCUUUGGCUGGUGAUGAAGUUACUUAGUGGAGGCUCUGUUUUGGAUAUUAUCAAGCACAUUGUGGCCAAAGGAGAACACAAGACUGGUGUCCUGGAUGAAGCUUGUAUAGCCACAAUCCUUAAGGAGGUGCUGGAGGGACUGGACUACCUGCAUAAAAACGGGCAAAUCCACAGGGAUGUGAAAGCAGGAAAUAUUCUUCUUGGAGAAGAUGGCUCAGUGCAAAUUGCAGACUUUGGUGUUAGUGCAUUCCUGGCCACUGGUGGUGACAUUACCAGGAAUAAAGUCAGGAAAACCUUUGUGGGUACACCUUGCUGGAUGGCACCAGAAGUUAUGGAACAGGUCAGAGGAUAUGAUUUCAAGGCAGACAUCUGGAGCUUUGGGAUCACUGCUAUUGAGCUGGCCACAGGAGCAGCUCCUUACCAUAAAUACCCGCCGAUGAAGGUUUUGAUGCUGACACUACAAAAUGAUCCUCCAUCUUUGGAAACUGGUGUGCAAGAUAAGGAGAUGCUGAAGAAAUAUGGGAAAUCAUUUAGGAAGAUGAUUUCAUCGUGCCUACAAAAAGACCCUGAAAAAAGACCAACAGCAGCAGAACUCCUAAGACACAAAUUUUUCACAAAAGCAAAGAAUAAAGAGUUUUUACAAGAGAAGAUGUUGCAGAGAGCACCAACAAUCACUGAAAGAUCCAAAAAGGUCCGGAGAGUCCCAGGCUCCAGUGGGCGUCUUCAUAAGACUGAAGAUGGUGGCUGGGAAUGGAGUGAUGAUGAGCUUGAUGAGGAAAGUGAGGAAGGCAGAGCAGCAAUUUCACAGCUCAGGUCUCCCAGAGUGAAAGAACCUGUACAGAAUUCCGAGCUGUUUCCAUCAGCUGAGCCUCCAGGUCCUUCACUCAAUGCUCCAGCACAGGCACCUACUGAACUACCUCAGGCUGCAGGACAAGCACCUGCACAACCUCCAGCUGCUGUACCUCCACCCAGCCAGGCUCCUCCAGCAGCCCCAGCAGCCCCAGCAGCAGCCCCAGCAGCAGCCCCAGCAGCAGCCCAGGCCCCACCUACAGCCCCUGCUGCAGCUCCGGUACAGGAAGAUGUGAGAGUCCCCAUCAACCUUGUAUUAAGGUUAAGGAAUUCAAAUAAAGAGCUCCAUGAUAUUCGGUUUGAAUUCACCCCAGGGAAAGAUACUGCAGAUGGUGUGUCUCAGGAGCUGAUUUCAGCAGGUCUUGUUGAUGGCAGAGAUCUGGUAAUAGUUGCAGCUAAUUUGCAGAAAAUUGUGGAAGAGCCCCAGGCAAACAGAUCCAUCACUUUCAGACUGGCAUCUGGUGUCGACGGCUCAGAAAUUCCGGAUGAUGGCAAACUUAUAGGAUUUGCACAGCUCAGCAUCAGCUAAACAUUGGUCCCAGGAGAUGUUUCCCAACAGAGAACCCACAUGUGCAUAUUCGUAAUGCUUCUGUUAGCCUAAAAAAAAAACCACUACUGCCAAAGAAUUGAACUACAGCCCCCUUCCUAGAAGCUUUAACAUUUUCCUUAAUAGGAUCACAAACCUUCCUGAAAUUACCGAUGACGUUUACACCUUUUGUAAACAACUCUCAUGUUUUUGUAUCUGUCAUCUCAAACAUGCAGACCCAACACGU
Pyrgilauda ruficollis (rufous-necked snowfinch) is the source of this 2079-nucleotide messenger RNA. RefSeq names its product oxidative stress responsive kinase 1 (gene OXSR1). Gene Ontology annotation, biological process: protein phosphorylation. The record is from RefSeq and is a predicted model, not a curated record. The transcript is spliced from 18 exons. The coding region runs from base 198 to 1835 and encodes 545 amino acids. NCBI's taxonomy places the organism in Eukaryota, Metazoa, Chordata, Aves, Passeriformes, Passeridae. Gene Ontology annotation, molecular function: protein serine/threonine kinase activity; ATP binding.